Thlaspi arvense is the source of this 303-nucleotide messenger RNA. The record is from the annotation of a GenBank genome assembly. NCBI's taxonomy places the organism in Eukaryota, Viridiplantae, Streptophyta, Magnoliopsida, Brassicales, Brassicaceae.
AUGGGAAAUUGUCAGGCGGUUGAUGCGGCGGCGUUGGUUCUGCAACAUCCCGACGGUAAAAUAGAUAGAUAUUACGGUCCUGUCUCCGUCGCCGAAAUCAUGCGUAUGUAUCCUGGUCACUACGUUUCUCUUAUUAUUCCGUUGCCGGAGACGAAUAUUCCGGCGACUACAACGACGGAGACGGAUGAUAAGAGUCAGAGAAGGGUCGUGAGGUUCACGCGCGUGAAACUUCUCCGACCAACGGAGAAUCUCGUACUUGGUCAUGCUUACCGUCUCAUCACUUCACAAGGUUUGGUUUUUUGA